Coregonus sp. 'balchen' is the source of this 16086-nucleotide messenger RNA. Lineage: Eukaryota; Metazoa; Chordata; Actinopteri; Salmoniformes; Salmonidae. The record is from the annotation of a GenBank genome assembly.
AUGGUGCUGGGUUGUCGGUUCAAAAUGCACCGCUGCCCUUCAAAUACGUCACUCAUUUCUUCAAGCUAGAGGUCUUAAUGGGUCCCCAAAAAACAGUGGUGUAAAGUACUUGGGUAAAAAUACUUUAAAGUACUACUUAAGUAGUUUUUUGGGGUAUCUGUACUUUACUUUACUAUUUAUAUUUUUGACUACUUUUACUUUUACUCCACUACAUUCCUAAAGAAAAUAAUGUACUUUUUACUCCAUACAUUUUCCCUGACACCCAAAAGUACUGGUUACAUUUCCAAUGCUUAGAAGGACAGGAAUAUGGUCCAAUUCAUACACAUCAAGAGAACAUCCCUGGUCAUCCCUACUGCUUCUUAUCUGGCGGACUCACUAAACACUAAUUAUUAAUUUGUAAAUUAUGCCUGAGUGUUGGAGUAUGCCCUGGCUAUCCGUAAAAAAUAAAAUUAUGGAAAUCGUGCCAUCUGGUUUGCUUAAUAUAAGGAACGUGAAAUGAUUUAUACUUAAUACUUUUACUUUUGAUACUUAAGUUUAUUUUAGCAAUUACAUUUACUUUUGAUACUUAAGUAUGUUUAAAACCAAAUACUUUUAGACUUUUACUCAAGUAGUAUUUUACUAGGUGACUUUCACUUUUACUUGAGUAAUUUUCUAUUAAGGUAUCUUUACUUUUACUCAAGUAUGACAAUUGAGUACUUUUUCCACCACUGCAAAAAACAGAGCUGUUCCAAAUGGACCCGAGGACAGUCAGACCCGUUCCGAAAAGGCCGGUGGAAAAAUAGACCCAAACAGACCCGUGCCAGUUCGGAUCCGAGAGACCCUUUCAGAUUUGAGAGUAGAAAGAGAGAGAGAAGGAAACAUCUGACUGGACACUUCCAGCACCAUCAACAAAUUAGCGAAAUUGACCAAAUGUUCCAAAGUUACGUGUCCUUAAAAACUGGCUUUAACAAAUUACAAAAAACGACUUGUUUUGUUUCGAUGUGUAGCAUAUUCAGAACCAUGUUCCCGACACGACAUUCAUUUCUUUAUCCUUGUCAGUAGGCUUCAACUGCUAUACAGAUACAGUGCAUUCGGAAAGCAUUCAGACACCUUGACUUUUCAACAUUUUGUUACAUUACAGCCUUAUUCUAAAAUAGAUUAAAUUCAUUUUGUUCCUCAUCAAUCUACACACAAUAUCCCCUAAUGACAAAGCAAUUCUAACAAACUUAAAUAUCACAUUAACAUAAGUAUUCAGACCCUUUACUCAGUACUUUGUUGAAGCACCUUUGGCAGCGAUUACAGCCUCGAUUCUUCUUGGGUAUGACGCUACAAGCUUGGCACACCUGUAUUUGGGGAGUUUCUCCCAUUCCUCUCAAGCUCUGUCAGGCUGGAUGGGGAGCUUCGCUGCACAGCUAUUUUCAGGUCUCUCCAGAGAUGUUCGAUCGAGUUAAAGUCCGGGCUCUGGCUAGGCCACUCAAGGACAUUCAGAGACUUGUCCCGAAGCCACUCCUGCGUUGUCUUGGCUGUGUGCUUAGGGUCGUUGUCCUGUUGGAAAGUGAACCUUCGCCCCAGUCUGAGGUCCUGAGCGCUCUGGAGCAGGUUUUCAUCAAGGAUCUCUCUGUACCUUGCUCCGUUCAUCUUUGCCUCGAUCCUGACUAGUCUCCCAGUCCCUGCCGCUGAAAAACAUCCCCACAGCAUGAUGCUGCUACCACCAUGCUUCACCGUAGGGAUGGUGCCAGGUUUCCUCCAGACGUGACGCUUGGCAUUCAGGCCAAAGAGAUCAAUCUUAGUUUCAUCAGACCAGAGAAUCUUGUUUCUCAUGGUCUGAGUCCUUCAGGUGCCUUUUGCCAAAUUCCAAGCGGGCUGUCAUGUUCCUUUUUUUGAGGAGUAGCUUCCGUCUGGCCACUCUACCGUAAAGGCCUGAUUGGUGGAGUGCUGGAGAGAUGGUAGUCCUUCUGGAAGGUUCUCCCAUCUCCACAGAGGAAAUCUGGAGCUCUGUCAGAGUGACAAUCGGGUUCUUGGUCACCUCCCUGACCAAAGCCCUUCUUCCGUGAUUGCUCAGUUUGGCCGGGCAGCCAGCUCUAGGAAGAGUCUUGGUGGCUCCAAUUUUCUUCCAUUUAAGAAUGAUGGAGGCGACUGUGUUCUUGGGGACCUUCAAUGCUGCAGAAAUGUUUUGGUACUCUUCCCAGAUCUGUGCCUCGACACAAUCCUGUCUCUGAGCUCUACGGACAAUUCCUUUGACCUCAUGACUUGGUUUUUGCUCUGACAUGCACUGUCAACUGUGGGACCUUAUAUAGACAGGUGUGUGCCUUUCCAAAUCAUGUCCAAUCAAUUGAAUUUACCACAGGUGGACUCCAAUCAAGUUGUAGAAACAUCUCAAGGAUGAUCAAUGGAAACAGGAUGCACCUGUGCUCAAUUUCGAGUCUCAUAGCAAAGGGUCUGAUUAGUUAUGUAAAUAAGGUAUUUCUGUUUUUGCAAACAUUUCUAAAAGCCUGUUUUUGCUUUGUCAUUGUGGGGUAUUGUGUGUAGAUUGAUGAGGGGAAAAAACAAUUUAAUCAAUUUUAGAAUAAGGCUGUAACGUAACAAAUUGUGGAAAAAGGGAAGGAGUCUGAAUACUUUCCGAAUGCACUGUAUAAUCGUGCAGAAGGAGGCUAAUUCGUAAAUUAUUGAUAGGUUAAAGGAGUAACUUUGGUAGAACUAAAACAUUCUUCCUCAAUUGUCAGAGCCAGUGCGUACUGCCUUCAUAGGCCUGCAGUAGCCAAGCCUAAUAAUAACCAUAGCACACCAAACAUUCACAAAAGUCAAGUCACUGUUUUAUGGAAAAUACGAACAGGUUAUCAUAUUGCUGCAUUAAAUUAAGUUUUGCAUCUCGUCCUCUUAGUUUUUUCCUUUUCACGGUUUGAGAGCGAGUAGGUAUAGGCCUACCGGUAAUUCUAUUAUAUUGCGGCAAACACAACAUUACAAUUUGAACUUAAUUUGGCCAAAGAAUAUGGCAUAGUGAAACAAAACACUUGUUACAUAUUUAAAGAACUGGUUUAAACCUUCACAAGUGUUUUGAAUAGGCUUGGUGUCACGAUCGUUUACGGACGAGAAGGACCAAGGCGCAGCGUGAUAUGCAUUCAUAUUUAUUUACGUACUGAACACACGACAAAACAACAAACGAAACGUGAAGUCCAAGGUAGCAUACACACAACAUACCUUUACGGAACAAGAUCCCACAACUGACUGGUGCCAAAAGGCUGCCUAAGUAUGGUCCCCAAUCAGAGACAACGAGCUACAGCUGCAUCUGAUUGGGAACCAAACCGGCCAACAUAGAUCUACACAUAAUUGAGAUUCACCAUAGAAAUAAACACAACACAGAAACUACACACCCUGGCUCAACAUUUAAGAGUCCCCAGAGCAGGGCGUGACACUUGGCCUAUAUUGCAGCAAUUACCAAGAAAAGCAGGUGCCUACCCAACAAAUGGCAGCAAUAUGCUAAUUAUAUUUAUUUUAUAACAGGCCCCAUUUAAGGUGCACAAUAUUAAAAAGACAUUUCAAACUUAUUUUUGCCAACGUAAAUGUCUCAACAAAAUUAAACAAAACACUUUUUGCACUGGUUUAGAUUCUUAAAUAGGCCUACAAUAAUAAUAAUGAUAUACAAUAAUAAUAAUGAUAAAACAAAUGAUAAUAAAUCUGAUAAAUUCAAAAAUUGCAUCAAACUCGGAUAGCGAGUUGCAUCACACAGUCCAUUUAGCCGUGCCAACGUUCUUCUCAUCUUUGUCCACUGCAGUAUUGUCCCAUUGUCGGCAUCUUUGCACUAUACUCUUUCUCGUCUAACUUUUGUUUUACUUCAAUGAAAAGGCCUCCUUCACAAUCAAUAGUAGCCUAGACCAAGGCUCCUCUCACUCUCUCUCUCUCUCUCUCUCUUUCUCUCUCUCUCUCUCCUCAGAAGCAAGCGCAUGUGAGGUGAGCAGCCGGAACCAGUUUUAGCUGGACAUAAGCGAUGCGUUUUAUUGAGUUGCAAUUAGCUGACACAGAUAACAAGCUCGAGCAGUUCUCAUCACCUCACUCAUUAAAUUAACAGAGGACGGGUCCAAUCGGGUCCAGCCGGUAAAUACAUUUUCAAUUGCACAUACUCGAGACCCGUGCCAAUUAUAUCAGACCCGAGACACGUGGCAAUUAUAUCAGACCCGACCCAGCUCGGAGACAAAACUAAAAAUGUAGGACCCGCUCGGGUCCCGAGUCGGAUCUCGGAAUUUCCUGUCUGUUGGACCCGUGAAGACAUCUACUUCAAGCCAGAUCCUGCCACACCCACCAAAGUGAGCAAACGUAGGCUAUCUCAAAGUCUGUUCAAGAACGAUGAAGAACGUUUUGGGGAAAUGUGUUGUUCGGUACAAGCUGUUACGCAACGUAGCAAACGUUCAAUCAAACCCAAGAACAUACUUUCUCACAGUCAUUCUACAAACAAAUUGCCAAACGUGGUUACUUUCUGAACUGUUAGAGUUAGACUAACAGUUUAAAGUAAUACAUAAAUUAUUGGUAGGCUAUUUCAGUUGUGGUUGGGAUAUAUUGAAUUCACAGCUAUUUCUUUUUUUUUUUUAUCAUAGAAGGGUGUUGACCCCGGAACCCAUUGACCCUGACCCCCCCAAUUUGCAACACAAAGUUACACCCUUGUGUGAUAGUAUCACGUGUGUCAUUCAUACACACUGCAAUACAUUAUCAGUAGCCUCUCAUGGAAGUUUACAAGAUCGUAAAUACUGAAGUUGAUUUUGUUUACUUUUCCCCAUUCCCCUUCAUCUGUCAUUGUCUCUUUCCAGACAUCAUUGUACUCAUAGCUUCCAUUGCUGUGGUGUCAGCGGGUAGCCAAGGUAACAUCUUUGCCACCUCAGCAUUGAGGAGCCUUCGCUUCCUGCAGAUCCUGCGAAUGGUGCGCAUGGACCGCAGAGGGGGCACCUGGAAACUACUGGGAUCUGUAGUCUACGCGCACAGUAAGGUACGACCAUGUUUGUAGUCCAAUUCAGUGUGGACAACAGUCUGGCCUAGAUAGUCCUAUGUACUCUGUCCUUCUAUAAAAAAUAGCAGGAUGUGCUCCCCCUCUAGUGUCUGGUUCCUCUCAAGGUUUCUUAAUAGUGAUUCUUCACUGUCACCUCAACUUGAUCUUUAGGGGUUUAGGACCUGGUUGACACAACAAAUACAGUGAGGUUGGAUGUAUUUGUUUACACAUGUAAUACAUUGAUUUCCUAUAGGAGUUGGUGACAGCUUGGUACAUUGGGUUCCUGGUGCUCAUCUUCUCUUCAUUCCUGGUCUACCUCGUGGAGAAGGAGUUCAACAAAGACUUUGCCACCUAUGCCGAUGCUCUGUGGUGGGGCACAGUGAGUCUACACACACACACACACACACACACAUACACACACACGCACACGCACACACACACACACAUACACGCACACACAUGCACACACACUGGCCCAUGCAUACACCACACAAACACACAUGCACACUCCUCACAUACACACACAAAUUUGUAGUUUGAUCAAGAUGUUUCUACAUAGCCCAUACUGAUAUUCACAGGAUUGAAGUUUAAUCAGCAGAUACAAGAAAACAACCUAACCAGCACAUCUCUGAAAGAGAAAGAGUAGCUUUAUUAUCAUUACUGGACUUGCUGACCAGUCUAUAAUAUGACCUUAAGACAAAACAUUUAAAUAGCACAUUAUAGAAGGGUCCAGACACUUCUUUUUGCGAUUUCACUUGUUUUUGAGAAACGUACCCCCAACCAGUGAUUCCUUUCACCAUCCUCGUUGUGCAGUAUGGGGUCUCUGAAAAACCUGAACAAAGGCUCCAAAAACACCCAAAUACGUCCCUUUUGAAAUGGAAAAGCUCUCAGUAUAGUGAUGCAGGUCUUUAGAGGUUGUACACAUGAAAUUGUGUAAUUCUGAACUUUAUCCUUAACAUUGUAUUCCAUUUUGUUGUGACUUGAGAGAUACCUGUCUGUCCGUUCUACAGGUUGCCAAAAUAAAUGAAACACUUGAGUAAGUGAGGGAUACAAAGUAUAUUGAAAGCAGGUGCUUCCACACAGGAAGUUUCAGACACUUGUAGAAUAUAUGCCAAGGAGCAUUGAAGCUGUUCUGGUGGCUCAAUGCCUUAUUAAGAUACUUUAUGUUGGUGUUUCCUUUAUUUUGGCAGUUACCUGUAGUAGCAGGCUACACAGUGAAUGGAACAGCUGGAUAUGGGAAACGGCUCGAGUCUCACGAAAUGGAAUAACGUUGCGGAUAAAGUUCGGAGUGACAUAAUUUCAUGUGAACAACAGACCUGCAUCACUAUACUGAGAGCGUUUCCGUUUCUAAAAGGACGUAUUUGGUUGUUUUUCAAGCAUUCGUUCAUGUUUUCUCAGAGCCCCCGUACUGCACAACGAGGAUGAGGAAAUUAAUUGCUGGUUGGGGUAAGUAUCCCAAAAAAAUCUGGACUCUUAACAUAACAUUUACAUAAAAAAUGCUAAUUUGGUUGUAAAAAAGCUAACUUCUCCUUUAAUGACAUUGUGGCAUAACAGAGCUACAAGGGCAUGCUUGGCUGGUCUUCAAACACCUCCCUUUCCCUUUCCCAGGCAUUACUUACCAGACCUUAUACAAUGUCGACACAAACAAUGAAUGCCCACUGCUUCAGACCGGCUAAAAUUACCCAAUCGAUGAAUGUAAUUUCCAGUGUCUGGAAAUUACAUUGUUGGUGGGGGUGUAGUAGAUCAGCUCUAAUAUUGCAGAUAGAUUUUAACUUCCAUCAAUGUAAUUGUCUGCAUCACUUCUAAUCCCCCAUAUGUUUUUUUGUCUCGCAAAUAUAUAUAUAUAUAUAUAUAUAUAUAUAUAUAUAUAUAUGUAUAUACAUAUACAUACAUACAUAUAUAUACAUAUCCUUUUUUUAUCCCUUUAUUACUUUCCAACCCCACCACCCCUUCCCUAAUUGGAGUAAACUCCUCUACCCUCAACCUCUACGAUCAUUUUCAUGAUGUCCAUCCGGUUUGCUUGUCAUAUCUUUCUAACUGUGCUCUUUCACAAAAGCUCUCAACCUAUAACCUAUGUACUUAUUAUGGACACAGUAUGCUUUACAUUAGUUAUCUUUUUGUUAUUAGUUAUUGUUAGUUGUUAUUAGUCCCAUCCUUCAGCUCCAUUCAACACCUCCCAUCCAUCUCUUAACACAAUCCAUAUUGGAUAUAUUUUUCAACUGUGAUGUUUCACAAAAGUUCUGAACCCUACUAUUCUCAUUGUUUCUACAGACUGUAAAUUGAAAAUAAACAUUUUUGCUAAAAUUAUUAUUAUAUUAUUGAUCGAUUGACUAUGACUUUUCAUAUCACCCAGUAGUGCUAUCUGCAGGGUUAGCUCCAGGUAAAUAUUGCAAUCCUUCAGCCAUUCCUGGAGCUGUGACCAAAAACAAGCUACAGACUGGGCUAUUAGAUGUGCAAGGGGAGACAGGGACAGGGAGGGAAAGGGGUCACUGAAAUACACAACACACAAAAGUGCAGUGUUAUUCAAUCUUGGUCCUGGAGGGCUCUAUAAGGUGGAUCUUUCUAUUCAGGAAGUGAAUUGACUGAAUUGAAAAUGGAAUUUACCCAAAUACUACAAAACGGCAUUUGGGAAACACUGGCCUAGGGUAAUGGUGGAUAAUUUAGUUUUUCUGUGCAUCUGUCAUUGUGGUCUGUGGGGCUGUGGGGGUUACAGUGUAACAAUUGUAUUGUGACCUCUGAACUCUGUGAUGAUGAUGUGUGUGUCCAGAUUACUCUGACGACCAUCGGCUACGGAGACAAGACUCCUCAGACGUGGACGGGUCGUCUGAUCUCAGCUGGCUUUGCUCUGAUGGGGAUCUCCUUCUUUGCCCUGCCUGCCGUGAGACACAGACAACCACACAGACACAGACACAGACACACACAGACACACACAGACACACACAGGAACACACACACACACAAACACACACACACACACAGUUUGAAGUGUCAAGACCCACAGAUUCAGUCCAUCGUGUGUGUGUGUGUGUGUGUGUGUGUGUGUGUGUGUGUGUGUGUGUGUGUGUGUGUGUGUGUGUGUGUGUGUGUGUGUACAGGGUAUCCUGGGCUCAGGCUUUGCCCUGAAGGUACAGGAGCAGCACAGACAAAAACACUUUGAGAAGAGGAGGAACCCAGCAGCCAGCCUCAUCCAGGUACACAACACACACUCACAAGUCUAUCACCAGACAUGCUAUAACUGUUCCAGUGGAGGCUGGUGAGGGGAGGACGACUGAUAAUGAUGGAUGGAAUGGAGUGAAUGGAAUGGUAUCAAACACAUGAAAAAACAGGUGUUUGAUGUGUUUGAUACCAUUCCAUUAAUUCCGUUCCAGCCAUUACUAUGAUCCCGUCCUCCCCAUUUAAAGUGCCACCUGUGACAGUAGCUGAGGUUAAUGUGGUGCGGGAGUCAGGCGCAGGACACCGAAGCUUAGUCCAACAAAGUUUACUAGUGCAAACCAAAGCACAAUACAAAGAACGGCCUCAACAAUAAACAGAGGCGAGCGAUUACGCAGACUGUGCGUAAAAUAGUAAAUAAUAAACAUAGAUAAACAAGCAGCACUAACGGACAGGCGAAAUAACAACACACAACCUAACCAACUAAAAACAGGCAACUUAUAGGACACAUAAUCAGACACAAACGGACACAGGUGUAACAUACAGACAAAAGCAAUCAAACCAGGAAACAUCUAACGGUGGCAGCUAGUACUCCGGGGACGGCGACCGCCGAAGCCUGCCCGAACAAGGAGGAGGAGCAGCCUCGGCAGAUUCCGUGACAACCUGCCACCACUGAACUGUUCUGUGUGUGUGUGUGUGUGUGUGUGUGUGUGUGUGUGUGUGUGUGUGUGUGUGUGUGAAAGUGAACAUGCCCGCGUGUGUUUGUAUCAGAGUGUGUGUGUGUUUAUAUACAGUUGAAGUCGGAAGUUUACAUACACCUUAACCAAAUAAAUUUAAACUCAGUUUUUCACAAUUCCUGACAUUUAAUCCUAGUAAAAAUUCCCUGUCUUAGGUCAGUUAGGAUCACCACUUUAUUUUACGAAUGUGAAAUGUCAGAAUAAUAGUAGAGAGAAUGAUUUAUUUCAGCUUUUAUUUACUUCAUCACAUUCCUAGUGGGUCAGAAGUUUACAUACACUCAAUUAGUAUUUGGAAUCAUUACCUUUAAAUUGUUUAACUUGGGUCAAACGUUUCAGGUAGCCAUCCACAAGCUUCCCACAAUAAGUUGGGUGAAUUCUGGCCCAUUCCUCCUGACAGAACUGGCGUAACUGAGUCAGGUUUGUAGGCCUCCUUCCUCGCACACGCUUUUUCAGUUCUGCCCACAAAUGUUCUAUAGGAUUGAGGUCAGGGCUUUGUGAUGGCCACUCCAAUACCUUGACUUUGUUGUCCUUAAGUCAUUUUGCCACAACUUUGCAAGUAUGCUUGUAGUCAUUGUUCAUUUGGAAGACCCAUUUGCGACCAAGCUUUAACUUUCUGACUGAUGUCUUGAGAUGUUGCUUCAAUAUAUCCACAUAAUUUUCCUUCCUCAUGAUGCUAUCAAUUUUGUGAAAUGCACCAGUCCCUCCUGCAGCAAAGCACCCCCACAGCAUGAUGCUGCCACCCCCAUGCUUCACGGUUGGGAUGGUGUUCUUCGGCUUGCAAGUACCCCCUUUUUCCUCCAAACAUAACGAUGGUCAUUAUGGCCAAACAGUUCUAUUUUUGUUUAAUCAGACCAGAGGACAUUUCUCCAAAAAGUACGAUCUUUGUCCCCAUGUGCAGUUGCAAACCGUAGUCUGGCUUUUUUAUGGCGGUUUUGGAGCAGUGGCUUCUUCCUUGCUGAGCUGCCUUUCAGGUUAUGUUGAUAUCGGACUCGUUUUACUGUGGAUAUAGAUACUUUGUACCUGUUUUCUUCAGCAUCUUCACAAGGUCCUUUGCUGUUGUUCUGGGAUUGAUUUGCACUUUUCGCACCAAAGUACAUUCAUCUCUAGCAGACAGAACGCGUCUCCUUCCUGAGCGGUAUGACGGCUGCGUGGUCCCACAGUGUUUAUACUUGCGUACUAUUGUUUGUACAGAUGAACGUAUGUAAACUUCUGACCCACUGGAAUUGUGAUACAGUGAAUUAUAAGUGAAAUAAUCUGUCUGUAAACAAUUGUUGGAAAAAUUACUUGUGUCAUGCACAAAGUAGAUGUCCUAACCGACUUGCCAAACUAUAGUUUGUUAACAAGAAAUGUGUGGAGUGGUUGUAAAACAAGUUUUAAUGACUCCAACCUAAGUGUAUGUAAACUACAGACUUCAACUGUAUGUGUAUGUGUGUUUGUGUGGAAACAUGCACGUGUGUGUACAGUAUGUUUGUGUGUUCGUGCGUGUGUUUGUGUGCGCACGCAAGUGUGUGUGUGUAGUCGAUACCUAACUCUUUGUCCUCUCUCAGGUCCAAAGGAAAUACAGAGGUGAUAUUUAUGAGCUGUUUCCACUAGAGUCCAGUGUGGAUUUACAUCUACGCCAUAGCUCAUCCUAUCAGACAAGACCUGGACUAUUACAAUACACCAUCAACUCAACAUACACAAUGAACUCAAAAACCAACACAAAACACACACAGAUCUUGUUUUUCUAGAGAUUCUAACAUCAAGCAGAAAAAAACGAUUUGGCUACUUGUUUGAUUCAUGCAUUCAAUUUAGCUCCCUUUUUCCACCGCUUACAGGCCUGCAAACAGGCAACUCCAUUUGCUCUAUUCAUCCUGUCUGUAUAGUAUGGCUGAGUUGAUAAGGAACUCAACACUUCUUCGUCUGACUAGAUAUUUUCUCUCGACAGAUGGACUUACAUCUGCAGUCGGCAGGAAUGUUUUAUCUCUGUUGUUUGUUACCGCUGGGUCUACAAAACAUUAGGAACACCUUUCCCCCUUUUGCCCUCAAAACAGCCUCAAUUCGUCAGAGCAUGGACCAAAGUGUUGAAAGCGUUCCACGGAGAUGCUGGCCCAUGUUAACUCCAAUGCUUCCCACAGUUGUCAAGUUUGCUGGAUGUCCUUUGGAUGGUGGACCAUUCUCGAUACACACAGGAAACAGUUGAGCGUGAAAAACCCAGCAGCGUUGCAGACUGGUGCGUUCAAUGGCACUUAAAUAUUUUGUAUUGCCCAUUCCCCCUCUGAAUGGCACACAUACACAUUCCACGUCUCAAUUGUCUCAAGGCUUAAAAAUCCUUAUUUAACCUGUCUCCUCCCGUUCAUCUACACUGAUUGAAGUUAGAUUUAACAAGUGACAUCAAUAAGGGAUCAUAGCUUUCACCUGGAUUCACCUGGUCAGUCUGUCAUGAAAAGAGCGGGUGUUCUUAAUGUUUUGUACACUCAGUGUAUGUCUGUCUGUGUAUGUGUUGUGCACCUCUAUCUAUGUGUGUAUGAUUACGUGUACCCUAUCUCCUCACCAUGUUGCCAUUGCUCCCGUCUAUGUGUGUCUCUCUGUGCGUGUCACCUCGUACCCAAGGCUGCUUGGCGUCUCUACUCCACCGACGGUGCCCGUACCUACCUCAGUGCCACGUGGCAGCACUACCAGGGCGCCCACUCUCCCUUCAGGCAUGUAUCCCCCCUCCCCCUGCCCCAUGAUGCCUUGACACCACCGGUUUUACUAAUCACUCUCUUUUUGUUUUAUUUCUCUUUCUUUUUUCUUUAUUUCUUAACCCCCAUCCCCCUUCCUCCCUCCUCCGUUCCCUCUGGCCUUGUUUUAUAUUUUAUUUUGUAUUAUCCCCCCGUUCUCCCACCCCCCUCUCUCUGUCUCUCUCUUUGUUUUUCUUUUGUUUUUUGUUGACUCUGCAUGUAGUGUGUCUGGCGUAGUUAUGCUGCAGAUGAGAACUCGGUUUCCAUAGCUACCUGGAAGCCUCAUUUGAAGGCGCUGCAUACCUGCAGUCCUGCAAAGUAGGUAACAACUCAAGUAUGGCUGCUGCUCUGCUCUGCUCUCUUCCUAUUUGGUCUCUGUUUUCCUCUAGCUUCUUUCACAAUUUCCUGCUCUGCUUUUUUUAGUGGUUGGUCUCUUGUGGAUCUUGCUCCCUACUUGAGUUUAAUCAGCUCGUCAACUCCUUUUGACAUUACUUUCUAUACUUAUUUUGCUGUUAUUAUAAUUGAAUACUUGUAUGGUUACAGUAAUUUCAUAUGGACUUUAAGGCUCACAGUCAUCAAAUAUUCCAAUAUUUCCAGGCGCCCACACACAAAGAACCAACUUACAAAUACUUUUCUUUCACUAAUUCAUUUAAACAUGGAAAGUAAAACAGAGUGUACAAACAUUAACAUUUUCCAACUUAUGUUGUCCAGAAAUGACACCAUGUUUUCUCUGAAGACUUUAGGGUGUGUUUAAGGGCACAUGAGAGGAUCCUGGAAAUAUUCGCUGGACGACCUGCUUUAUCGCUCGCUCACUCUCUCCCUCUCACGCAAACAUACACACACAUAUUCUAUAGGUCUACACAGUGUGGGCACAAACACAGACAUCUGCUUUUUCAAUCACAAAUACACACACACACACACACACCCGACUGGGCACAGAAAAUAGUUCCAUGUCUAGUUUUGAAUUACAUUACAACGUGAAAUAAACAGAAAAUAUCCCCAUGUCAUUGGAUUUGGGUUAAAAGUUGGAUGAAAAAAAGAAGAAAUUCCAUUGAUUACUUUUUCUAAAUCCAAUCAGUUUUCCACAUUAAUUCAAUGUCAUCACAUGUAAUUUUUUGGUUGAAAUGAUGUGGAAACAACAUUGAUUCAACCAGUCUUUUGCCCAGGGACACACACCUUUCUAUCUUCUAUCUCUAUCUGCCAGUGCUUUCCUAGCCCAGUUGUGUCGCACAGCCAUUGUUUGCAUGUGUGCCUGCUGCAAUGUCCUGUAAACUAGCUCACAAAAUUAGUCUUGCACAAGGCUUUGACUGUAGUGGUUUGUGUUCUUCAUGCCUGACGGUUUGUCUUCUGACAUCAUGUCUCGCAUGCAAUACACACAGGGAGGAUGUUACAGUAUGAAGCUGGCUGACCUCUUCAUCUCUCUGCCCCUGUGUGUGGUGUAGGGAGACCCUGUAGACUCUGUCAUUAACGACUGGUAUCUCUUCCCUUGUCUCUCUCCUCUCUUCUCACUAACACCUAAAGGAAAGAACAGGGUGAGACGAUUAGCAGGUUUGUAGCUCUCGCCUCUACACACAUCACGCAAUGGUUCAUUCAAAGACAUUCACUCUAAAAAGAAGACCUAUGCUGGUUGAUAAAUGUGUUGAUACUGAACCCUCGUUUUCAAAUUGUUUUGAAAGUCACUGUUUGGCCAGAGCUUGCACACACCUGGUGUCCCAGGUCAGAAUCAGUCCCUGGUUAGAGGGGAAGAAUGAAAAUCAGCAGUGCUAUGGAAGUCUCUGUCCUGGUUUGAGAAAGGGCUCUCUGGUGUAUCAGUCUCUGUCUCUCAGAGCACCAUGGUCUCUCUUGGCUCCUGGCUCUCCAAGCCACCAUGAGCGUUGUACCGCUUUUCUGUCUCUGCCGUGUUUGAGAGAGUAUCUGAGUGUGUUUCUAUGCUUACUGUGUGUGUGUCUGUGUGUGAGAGAGAGAGGUUUGUGUGUGUAUUUCUACACUGUGUAUGGGUUUGAGUGUGUGUGUGUGUGUUUCUGCGAUAUGUGUGUGUUAUGUGCAAACCAGCGUCUGUACCAUGUCUGCACCAUGACGCGCGUUUUCCAUUCCAAGGGUAUUUAUUUAACUUGUCAAACACCAGUCUCGGUCGGCAGGCCGAGAGACAAGGAGAGGAGGAGGGAGAGACAGAGAGAUUUGUGACUUUAAGUAUGAUUUUAGGUUAUUGUUUUUACAGUACAGUGCUCCUUUGGAAACGGUGGAUUCCUCAUGUCAUGCCAGUGCAGCUAAAUUUGGACUUUAUGUUGAGAGACAUAUGCACAGCACAUGCGCAGGCACACACACACACACACACACACACACACACACACACAGACACACACACACACACACACACACACACACACACACACACACACACACACACACACACACACACACAACCAAACUGUCAUUCCCUGUUAAUCCUCCAAGCCAUUGGAAGUCAUGUGGUUUUGUAUGCUUUCGUUGGCUUCUCAAAUAACUUGUGUUGUGGUUUAGUCAAUUAGGCGAGAGCUUUUGAAAUCAUAAUUAUAGCCCAGGUUUUCAUACGUUCAAAUGUAUACUAUACAAUUAGCUGUAUAAUAGGAUUUUUCCUAAGCGUUGCUCACAUCAACAGUUAAGAACUUAGGUAAUGUUAUAAUUGCUCUACAGUAGCAAAUGACUCUGGUAAAACAGACUGUGUGUGUGUGGGUUGUUGAGUGGAUGGGUGGGUAGGAGGGUGUUUGUGUGUGUGUGGGCUGUUGAGUGGGUGGGUGGGUGGGUGGGUGAUGUGGAUGGAUGGGUGGGAGGGUGUGUGUGUGUGUGUGUGGGGGUGGGUGGGUAGGUGGGUGGGAGGGAGGGUGUGUGUGUAUGUGUGGGUUGUUGAGUGGGUGGGUGAGAAGGUGUUUGUGUGUGUGGGUUGUUGGGUGGGUGGGUGGAUGUGUGUGUGUGUGUGUGUGUGUGUGUGUGGGUGGGUGGGUGGGUGGGUGGAUGUGUGGGAGGGUGUGUGUGUGGGUGGGUUGGUGGGUGGGAGGGAGGGUGUGUGUAUGUGUGGGUUGUUGAGUGGGUGGGUGAGAAGGUGUUUGUGUGUGGGGGUUGUUGAGUGGGUGGGUGGGAGGGUGUUUGUGUAAUGUGUGUGGGUUGUUGAGUGGGUGGGUGAGAAGGUGUUUGUGUGUGUGGGUUGUUGAGUGGGAGGGUGUGUGUGUGUGAGAGUAUGAGGCUGGGGGUGUGUCUGCUUAUUCUGCUCCUUUCACAACUUCUGACUAUCUAGAAUGUAAGGACACAACCACCAUAAAUCACUCUCAUGGUUUGUAUUGCAACUCCUACAGCUAAAGGUGUGUGACCUACUGUAUAUAAUCAGACCACAGAAUACAGUAUAAUCGCCAGUUUAUACUUCUGACAGUAUUAUAAUAAUAAUAAUAAUAUGCCAUUUAGCAGACGCUUUUAUCCAAAGCUUGACCGUACAGAUGCCUCUCAUCCCUCCCUUCCCCACUCCUUGGUGUGUUAACCCCUUCCUCCUCUAUCUGUCUUCCUCCCUACCUCCCUAGUAAGGGUCAUAGUAAUAGGAGGCGCUUCAGAAGGUAUUACGCACAGAAUUUAGGAAGUAACCACUACCCAGCAUCCUCUCCUCCUUGGUCACAUGAUCUCUGGGAAUGCUGACUAACUGCCAGGUGCAUGGAGGAUGAUGAAAGAACCCCCAAACUGCCACCUACCCCCUCCCCAUGAAAUAAUUGUAUUUGCCCUUUGCUUGUCUAAUGGGACUGCUGCCUGUUACCUGUUGCCUGUUGGUUUUGACCCCCACCUCCUUUGGACCCCCUUAUCAGACACAACCCCUAACUAACUGUAUCCCGGUCCCCCUGUGUAGCGGAAGUAGUUCUGUGUGUAGAAAUCAGAACUCUUAACAGUCUUUCAUCGCCAUAAAAUCUACCGUCCAUCUCGAUCUACAUUGGUCUGCUGAGGUCCUUUGGCUUGGCUGCAUGGUACCACUGCAUGUGCUCAUCAGAAAUGGUCACCAUCACCCUGACUGACCUUUGACCCCACUCAUCCCACACUGCAUUGAUGCAUCUUCAUUUACCUAGGCUUUGGCAAGGUCCCUGUUAUCGUUAAAAACAUCCUAAUGGUUGGUCCACAGCAUUGCAUGCUUCUCCGGUUGCCAUGGCAGGGGUUAGGGUGUGUCUCAGGUAGAGGCUGUCUGCAUCACCCACCCAUCUAUAAAGCUACAGUAUGUCUAAGCACAGGCCCACUGGCACAAUACAGGUCUAAGUGUCCUAGAGAUACUGAGAUCCUAGCCUACAGCAUAAGUAGGAAGAGUGCUUAUAUGCAUCAGUAUGAAUUGUAGGUCUUCCCUGGUUAUUGUCUUUGUCUUGGAACAGUGGUCAGUGUCAUACUACUGCCUUUGAUCUCUAGAACAGUAGUUCCCAAGAGCUAGAGGUCCUGGAGAGCUACAAGGUGUUUACCCUCUUAGAACCAUUUUUUUAUUUGUUUGUCCCCAUAGGAGACUCCUUUUUGGUUCCAGGUAGAGCAGAACCCUGUAUGGUUCUAG